AUGUUCCCCACGGAUCGACUCCCCACGCCGGCGGACAUGGUCCGGUUGCAGGCCUUCAGAGCCAACGGCCGGGCUGAGGCAGAGUUGGCAACAGACGCGUACCUGCACUCCCUCAUGAAGCGCCGCAACGACAGCGUUGCGGAGCUUCUCACGCUGUACACCAGCCCAGAAGAUGCUCGCAAGGUGUACCCCGACCCGCCACCCUCACUGCUUCAAGCUGCUGAUGACGCAUCCUUGGUUGACAAGAUGGCGGCGGCGGCGGCGGAAACAAGCACCGGUGGCCCAUCCAGCGGCGCCACCGCGCAAGCUCUCAAGAAGACUCGACGUGAGAAGGUCACGGAGGCGCUCAGUGCAUCCUCCUCUGUCGCCGCAGCAGGGCCAUCCAUUACUCGUCUUGUGUCCGCCGCGGAGGGGUCACCGGCGGCCGUCUUUGUGGAUGGCGUAGAGCGAGUCGACUACCUCGGCAAGUCCUUCUUAGAGCCGCCAUCGAGUGUGCUGGAGCACGAGCAGUCGACGAAGCAGAAGGCAUGCAAGCCGCCCCGCACGAUGCGCGGCGUGUUCAAAGUACCAGAGGGCUAUGAAUCCGCUGCGAGCGCCGACUCCGCGGCGGGAUCGUCUUCGCACCUGGUGGACCAGGGUGUUAGCAUAGGUGGUGAGCGACGCUCCGGCAAAGCGUCUGGUGUGCAGCAGCUCUGCUGGGCUCCGCCUGCCUAUGGACAUCUUCUCUUCUCUGGCGACAUAGGAGGGGAGUGCCGGUUGUGGAACUCCUCGACGCGCCAGCUGCUCGCCACCUUCGCGGCGCACACGCAGCCCAUUAAGAGCCUCGAGGUGACCACAAACGCGGCGGUUAUGUCGACUGGCUCAGUGGACGGCACUGUGGCCUUGUGGGACGUCGAGAGCGGCACCUGUGCGCACGUGCUAACCAAUCCGGAUCACCUCCCUGUCGUACAGCACCUUCAUCAUCCCUCCAACGAGGCGCACCUUCUGUUGGCCGCCGUGGACAAGAAAGUGGUUCUCUACGACGUGCGCGUGGGCUGCAGCAAGUACCAGCGCGAGUACACGGGGCACAUGGGCACCAUCUUCAACCUUACGCUGCUGAGCGACGGCAGCAAGAUGCUCACCACCUCGGAAGACAGGACGCUGCGCACGUGGGACUAUCGAAGUCCGGUGCAAAUCAAACAGUUUGCUGAUGCAGCGAUGCAUGCCAUCACGCACGUACUGCACCACCCAACGCAGCCAGAGUUCCUCGCCGCACAGUCGCUCAACAACAAGGUGAUUGUCUUCCGCGACGACGGUGGUGGUCGCCUGCGACUCCUGCACGACCGCGAGUUUACCGGCCACACCAUUUCGGGCACGCGAUGUCAAUUGGGCUUCAGCCAUGAUGGCCGGUACCUGUCGAGCGGCGACAUCGGCGGCAAGCUAUACGUGUGGGACUGGGCAACAAAGAAGCUGGAGAAGUCCUUCAAGGCCCACGCGCAGAUGCUAGUGUCGCACCUAUGGCACCCAAUCGAGCCCACUAAGGUGGUGACGGCUGCCUGGGAUGGCCACGUAAAGUGCUGGGUAUGA
Leishmania braziliensis MHOM/BR/75/M2904 is the source of this 1566-nucleotide messenger RNA. RefSeq lists its product as hypothetical. The transcript has a single exon. The record is from RefSeq and is a predicted model, not a curated record. Gene Ontology annotation, cellular component: catalytic step 2 spliceosome. Bases 1 to 1566 code for a protein of 521 amino acids. Gene Ontology annotation, molecular function: protein binding; mRNA binding. NCBI's taxonomy places the organism in Eukaryota, Euglenozoa, Kinetoplastea, Trypanosomatida, Trypanosomatidae. Gene Ontology annotation, biological process: mRNA splicing, via spliceosome.